GGUGGGGGGGUGCCCACAUCCAAGAUGGCGCCCCCAGGAGCUGGGAGCGGGUGACCGGCGGCGGGGAAGCGGCCUGGGUUGGCCCUCCGAUUACGGGGACCUGGGGGCAUCUCGCCGGGUACCCCCUGGCCCGCCUGCAAGGCCUUCCCCGGCCAGAGCAAUGGCCGCCGAGAACAGCAAGCAGUUUUGGAAGAGGAGCGCCAAGCUGCCGGGGAGCAUCCAGCCUGUGUACGGAGCACAACACCCCCCUCUGGACCCUCGGCUCACCAAAAACUUCAUCAAAGAACGGUCAAAAGUCAACGCAGUUCCUUUGAAGAAUAAGAAGGCCUCCAGUUUCCAUGAGUUUGCCCGGAAUACCAGUGAUGCUUGGGACAUUGGUGAUGAUGAGGAAGAGGACUUUUCCUCCCCUUCUUUCCAAACUCUAAACUCAAAAGUUGCUCUGGCGACCGCAGCCCAAGUCCUAGAAAACCACAGCAAGCUGAGGGUGAAACCAGAACGCUCCCAGUCAACAACAUCCGAUGUUCCUGCCAGCUACAAGGUCAUAAAGUCCAGCAGUGACGCUCAGCUGUCCAGAAAUUCCAGUGACACAUGCCUGAGGAAUCCACUCCACAAACAGCAGUCACUCCCUCUCCGACCCAUCAUCCCCCUGGUUGCCCGCAUCUCGGACCAGAAUGCUUCCGGGGCGCCCCCGAUGACUGUCCGGGAGAAAACCCGCCUAGAAAAAUUCCGUCAGCUUCUCUCCAGCCACAACACUGACUUAGAUGAACUGAGGAAGUGUAGCUGGCCGGGGGUUCCCAGGGAGGUUCGACCCAUAACCUGGAGACUCCUGUCGGGCUAUCUCCCAGCAAACACCGAGAGGAGGAAGUUGACCCUGCAGCGGAAGCGGGAGGAAUAUUUUGGCUUCAUUGAGCAGUAUUAUGACUCUCGAAAUGAGGAACAUCACCAGGAUACCUACCGACAGAUUCACAUCGACAUUCCAAGGACAAAUCCUCUCAUUCCAUUGUUCCAGCAGCCGCUUGUACAGGAGAUCUUCGAAAGAAUUCUAUUUAUUUGGGCCAUCCGACACCCUGCCAGUGGGUACGUCCAGGGAAUUAAUGACCUGGUCACUCCGUUCUUUGUCGUCUUCCUCUCAGAAUAUGUGGAAGAGGACGUGGAGAACUUUGACGUGACCAAUUUGUCUCAGGACGUGCUUCGAAGCAUUGAAGCCGACAGCUUUUGGUGCAUGAGCAAGCUGUUAGAUGGGAUCCAGGAUAACUACACCUUUGCACAACCAGGGAUCCAGAAGAAGGUCAAGGCGCUGGAAGAGCUCGUCAGCCGGAUUGAUGAGCAGGUACAUAAUCACUUCAGGAGGUACGAGGUCGAAUACCUACAGUUUGCCUUUCGUUGGAUGAACAACCUGCUCAUGCGGGAGCUUCCCCUUCGCUGCACCAUCCGCCUAUGGGACACAUACCAGUCUGAACCGGAAGGGUUCUCCCACUUUCAUCUCUACGUGUGCGCAGCCUUCUUGAUCAAGUGGAGAAAAGAGAUCUUGGAUGAGGAGGACUUUCAGACUGUAGGUGUGGACGAAGGUAGAGGCAGGGAGACUGCCCAGCAGGCUGUUGGAGUCCUCCAGGGUCUCCUGAUGCUGCUACAAAACCUACCUACGAUCCAUUGGGGCAACGAAGAGAUUGGGCUACUGCUCGCCGAGGCGUACAGACUGAAGUACAUGUUUGCCGAUGCCCCCAAUCACUACCGCCGAUAGGUGCUGUCUCCCCAGGGGGGACCCAGACUGUCCCCAUCUCUGAUGGCAAUCUGAUCACUGUGGCCACUGUGCGAGCCGUGGACUCAGGCCAGGAACCACUCCUGCUGUAAAAAGCUCACAUCCGCCGCCCAGGUCUUAACUCUUUGGCGUGCCUGUCCACCACUCCAUGUCUCUGGAUAUGUUUCUUGGACCACUAUCAGUAUUCCAUGACAUGUGGAUGGGCCCAGCUCUGGGAGAGGACAGGAAAGGAGGUACAGGGUUGUCUGCCCCUUUAAAAGAAACUGGACAGAAGAAGGGGAAGGCUCAGGGUCUCAACUCACAUUGUCCCUACAUGGACGGACUGUCUCUUGCCUCCCGGCCCCAACUGAUGCCGUUGCUUUUUGUGACAUGGUUUCAUUUGAUCACAGGUCAAAAAACGCCUUAUGUUUUCAAAAGACUCCUGGCCCCUCCCCCCUCCCUCCCUCCCUGGUUCCUAGCCCUUCCCCCUCUGCCCUCGUGUGAGCCGGUGAGGGGCAGUUUUAGACUGUUGUUCUCAGAUAGAGGAGGCACUGAUGCUUAUAACUCUGGGAAGAGGCCUACACCCAAGGGCUAGGAAUUUUAGUUUUCCUUUUCUCACCAGAUGUCUGUAUGUGUGCCUGCGUUCGUGUGUGUACGUGGGUAUCCACACCCCUUGGCAUUUAGUUACGUGUCCGGAUUCAUGUGUCCAGACCAGCCCUGUCACGACCCGCUGGGAAGGGCCCCCCGGUGACCAAGUAUAUAAGCAUCCCUUGAGAAGGAUCAGGGCAGGGGGAGGGAGAAGGGGCUUUUUACCUCUCCAAACCCUUUUUCCAUGAUGACCCACUCCAAGAUAUUAUGUGUAAAUUGUGUUAUUAUGUAUAUGGGUAAAGAUGUACAAAUAUACGUCCUCUUUGUAGCAGAUAUGAUUUUAUAUUUAUAAUGUGCAUCAACAUGUGAAAGCAAUCUAGGUCACUAGCACAGAUGACGUCGCCAGGCAGGUGGGCCCAGCGCCUCCAGGUCGGUUUCUGGGCGCCCCCCUGUGAGGGAGCGGGUGGGCGUCUGCCAGAGCAAGUGGCGCUGAGCAGAUGGAGCUGCUUUGACAACCAGCGGUGGCCGUCCCCAGCAUCAGCGGCUGAGUUUUUCUGUCUCCCCCUCUCCCCACCCCUCCCCGGGUCUUUGUGGAGCGUCAGCCCCACUCCUUCCCCCUGUUGGGCAGACAGAGCCCCCCUGCCCCCCACCCCUCACCCCUAGCCACCUCCCAGAGAGCAUGUUUUCAGCCCUUCCCUUUCCCCAGGAUGCUGGGGGAGAGCUUUUGUUUUUCCGUUUUAAGUCAGCGUUGUAUUCAAGACAGAAGCUGUGACUGACUCAUCAGUGCCAAGGAAAGGGGUUUCCUGUGUCUCCCUGGGGUUGAGGGCUCUUCUCCGAGAGAAGCGUCCAGCGUCCCCCACUGUCACCACCAUACCCCACACCGCUCAUGAGAUGCGUGAGGCGUGUUUGAUUUCUAGAGUUCCAUAGUGGAGAGGCGGGGGGAUGGUGGCAAGGAGCCGUCGUCCUCUUGGGAAGCCGGUCAGUGUCCCCAGUGGGUGACGCCCUUGAGUUUCCGCCAGUGAAGCUCCACCACGCUGGCGUGUUACAUUUCUCAUCUGGAGCUGUUUCUCAGGCAUUCUUCCCAACCUUCUCCUGUUCCCCUUCAGUGUGCCUCAAUAGUCUCCUUCACAGAGCAAGAGGGCGGUGACCCUCCCUCAAGCGGACUAAUUAAAGAAAGACACUUGUGUUCCCAAGUGGUGGUUUUAUUUUUUUAGUUUUUAUGUUUGUAUGGAAAUUGUGGAUAAAGUGAAAGAACUGUAAAUAAAUAGUGUAUUUCCUCCUCCA
This is a messenger RNA of Leopardus geoffroyi (Geoffroy's cat), 3610 nucleotides long. It is a transcript of the gene TBC1D22B, whose product is annotated as TBC1 domain family member 22B. Lineage: Eukaryota; Metazoa; Chordata; Mammalia; Carnivora; Felidae. Gene Ontology annotation, molecular function: GTPase activator activity. The transcript is spliced from 14 exons. Gene Ontology annotation, biological process: activation of GTPase activity. The record is from RefSeq and is a predicted model, not a curated record. The coding region runs from base 161 to 1741 and encodes 526 amino acids.